GCGCGGCCAUCGGAGACGCCUCCUCCGCCUGCGCCCUGCGAUGAGCGCCCCAGCGGUUCCAGGCGACCUGCAGCUUCCCCCGAGCCAGAGGGCCCAGCUCGCGUUCAGCGAGCAAAGAAAACAAAAACUCAAGGAGCAUCUGUUAAAAAGAAAAACCUUUUUUGCAUACAAACAGGAAAAUCAGAAAUUCUCCAGUAGUAGAAACAAGGGAAUGAUGACAUCUGAGGGCCCGGUCCAAGAAGAGACAAAAGUUCUGAAACUUAAGACAAAAAUGGCUGAUAAAGAAAAUAUCCAUAGACCUACAAGGAGCAAAAAUAAUAUAACAAUGGAAAAAAAUUGUAUUCCGUUAAAACCUUCUAAUGAAUUAACCAAUUCAACUAUAGACACUGAUACAUAUAACUUGGAGAAUAAUAAUCAAACUCUGCAGUUGUUACCAAUUACAAAUGAUCGCCAAGGUCAACGUAUGACAUUAAGCCAAGCAUUUCACAUUAAAAACAAUAAUAAAAAGAAACAAGUGACUACAGAAAAACCAAAGCAAGAUGCUAACGUGCUCAAGAAACCUGUGCUUGGAUCUUAUCGUGGCCAAAUUGUUCAAUCUAAGGUUAAUUCAUUUAGAAAGCCUGUACAAGUCAAAGAUGAGCAUUCUACAACAACAACAAAACUUUCAACUCCUAUCUCUAAGGCCGCAAAACCUCAGCCUGUGAACACCAGCAGUGUAAUAGCAAAAAGUCACAGAGCCUCAAAUAUGACGACUAAAUUUGUGAGGGCUGCAUCUCAGAAUGAACAACUUUUACGUCCUCCUAUUAGAAGUCACCACAGUAAUACUCAUAAUGCCCAGGAAUCCCUGAAACAAGGCAUUGCCAAUGUAACAGUUCGGAAAGGGUCUCAUGAGAAAGAAUUACUACAAUUAAAUACAGUUUUAUCUAGUGUCAAAACCAUUUCUUCUCAGGAAGUAAAAAGAAAUAAGACAGUAUCAAGAAGCAUCACAUCUGAAAUGAUAGCCAGGCCUGCUUCAUCUUCUAAUAUCAAACAGAUAGAAAAGUCAAAAACCAUUGACCAGUGCAGGCAUACUAUAGCAAAAGCAACUAUCAACAGUAGAAGGGCUCAGCCCAAAGAAACUGUAGAAGAAAGAAAAGCUCGUCUGAGUGAGUGGAGAGCUAGCAAAGGAAAAAUGCUGAAAAGGCCUCCUAGCUCAGUAGUAACCCAACCUGAACCUGAACCUGAAGGACAGAAUGAAAAACAAGUUGGGUCAUUUUGGACUACCAUGGCAGAAGAAGAUGAACAAAGAUUAUUUACUGAAAAAGUAAACAAGACAUUUUCUGAAUGCCUAAACCUGAUUAAUGAGGGAUGCCCAAAAGAAGAAGUAUUAGACACACUGAAUGACCUGAUUAAAAAUAUUCCAGACGCCAAAAAACUUGUUAAGUAUUGGAUAUGCCUUGCACGUGUUGAAUCACUCACAAGUUCUGUUGAAAAUAUUAUCUCAAUCUUUGAGAAGGCCAUUCUGGCAGGAGCUCAGCCUAUUGAAGAAAUGCGACAUGCAAUUGCAGAUAUUCUAACAAUGAAGAGUCAAGAAAAAGUUAAAUUUGGAGAAAAUCUUGAGGAGGCUUGUGCAACCAAGGAAAAAAUCCAAGAAGUCAACAUUGAAGAUAUUGGUGUUAAUCUAGAGUCAGGAAAACCUGAAAUGGAAAAGAAACAUCAUAGAAAUGUGGUAUUUCAAGAUUUUAACAACGAGCAAGUACACAAAACAAAAGAUCCAGCCAAUGAUGUUAAAACCCCCAACACAGGAACUAGGGAAGGUUGCUUAAUUAAAUAUAAUGUGUCUACUACACCAUACUUGCAAAGUGUAAAAAAGAAAAUGCAGUUUGACGAAAUAAAUUCUACAUUUAAAGAGCUCAAGUUUCUAACACCAGUUAGACGUUCUCAGCGACUUCAAGACAAGACUUCUAAAUUGCCUGAUAUGUUGAAAGACCAUUAUCCUUGUGUGUCUUCAUUGGAACAGUUAACAGAGUUGGGGGAUGAAACUGAUGCUUUUAUAUGCCGCCCUAAUGCAGCACUGUGCCGGAUGUAUUUGGAGACUGAAACAACAGAAGAGAAAUAAAGCUAUGAUAAGAAAUAAGGAUUUUAUUAUUCCUGGGGUGUGUGUUUGUUGUGGCUUCAUAUGUCUUAGUUCAGGAGUUGGCCAAGUUACCUAAGUGUUCAUGACAGUAAACUCUUUUAUAAUAUUCACAUAAUAGAUGUUGCCUUCUGUUUGUCAGAUAGCUAGAUCCUAUAUUGUCUAUCUCAACAGAUUAAGAUUUUCUUUAAGGUAGCUAAAUUUUGUCAACUAGUUUACUAUGUUCUUUUAGUAUAAUUAUUAAAUGUCAUUCUAUUUUCAGUGGUAUUUCUAAAAUAACUAAUACUUAAACUUGUUUUGUAAUAUAAAAACUUAAUUGUUAGAUCAUGUCCCCUGAAACAUGAUAGUUAUAUGCAGUAAACAGUUCUCUUCUUCCUACACACAUACACUAAUAAAAUUGUUUAUGUCUUUAAACUGAUAUUUAAAUAGCAUUUAUCCUCUACCAGGUCCAUGUUUUCAGAUCAGUAAUGGGCCAUUGUAAGAGCUUAGAUCAUUUUAAAACUAAUAUGAAUGUGGUUGAAAAUCACAUGCUUGGGCUCAUUUAUGUUCAUAUAUUCCAUUUGUGUAACAGUACCUUCCAUUGUCUUCUCG
Eptesicus fuscus (big brown bat) is the source of this 2704-nucleotide messenger RNA. It is a transcript of the gene CKAP2, whose product is annotated as cytoskeleton associated protein 2. Bases 41 to 2098 code for a protein of 685 amino acids. NCBI's taxonomy places the organism in Eukaryota, Metazoa, Chordata, Mammalia, Chiroptera, Vespertilionidae. The transcript is spliced from 9 exons. Gene Ontology annotation, biological process: negative regulation of microtubule depolymerization. The record is from RefSeq and is a predicted model, not a curated record. Gene Ontology annotation, cellular component: microtubule cytoskeleton.